AUGCUACUCAAACAGGGGAUAUGUACAGGGUUGGUGGGGCUGACCUCAGCGAGAAAUCUACGCGUUGACGUAAGCAUGGGUAAGUCACCGUUGUAUGAGAUUAGUGCCCUAGGCACCCAUUAUUUAAGUUUGGGACCGGGUUCCAUGGAAGCGAAAGUUAUCUCCAGCGGAAUCCGGUACUCAAGCCUUCCCAGUAGUUAUAUCCGUCCAGAAUCUGAAAGACCAAAACUAUCUGAAGUUGCUGACUGCGAGAAUGUUCCUGUAAUUGACUUGGGUUAUGGAGAUAGAAGUCUAAUAAUUAAACAAAUUGGCGAUGCUUGUCAGGAGUAUGGCUUCUUCCAGGUGAUCAAUCAUGGAAUAUCAAAGGAGUCAAUGGAGAAAAUGUUAGCGGUCGCUUAUGAUUUCUUUAGUUUACCAGUGGAAGAGAAAAUGAAGUUGUACUCCGACGACCCAUCAAAAACUAUGAGGUUAUCCACAAGUUUUAACGUUAGGAAGGAGACUGUUCACAAUUGGAGAGAUUAUCUCAGGCUUCAUUGUUAUCCAUUGGAGAAAUAUGUGCCUGAGUGGCCUUCUGUUCCCCCUUCUUUCAAGGAUAUCGUAAGCAAUUACUGCAGGGAAGUUCGACAACUCGGAUUCAGAUUGCAGGAAGCCAUAUCUGAGAGCCUAGGAUUAAAUAUAGACAACCUAAAGAAUGUAUUAGGAGAACAAGGGCAACAUAUGGCAGUUAACUUUUAUCCAGCUUGCCCCGAACCAGAAUUGACUUAUGGAUUACCGGCACAUACAGAUCCAAAUGCCCUCACAAUUCUACUUCAAGAUUCGCAAGUAGCAGGCCUUCAGGUUCUUAAGGAUGGUAAAUGGUUAGCAGUAAAACCCCACCCGGAUGCUUUUGUCAUCAACGUUGGCGAUCAACUCCAGGCGCUGAGUAAUGGAAAGUACAAAAGUGUUUGGCAUCGAGCUGUGGUGAAUGCUGAUAAACCAAGAAUGUCAGUGGCUUCCUUCCUCUGCCCAUGUGAUAGUGCAGUAAUAAGUGCUCCAAAGCCACUUAUGAGCGAUGGAUCUCCAACCAUUUAUAGAAGUUUCACAUAUGCAGAGUAUUACAAAAAGUUCUGGAGCCGGAAUUUGGAUCAAGAACACUGUUUGGAACUUUUCAAGAACUAG
This is a messenger RNA of Fraxinus pennsylvanica, 1158 nucleotides long. The record is from the annotation of a GenBank genome assembly. NCBI's taxonomy places the organism in Eukaryota, Viridiplantae, Streptophyta, Magnoliopsida, Lamiales, Oleaceae.